Molecule: messenger RNA, 3012 nt
Organism: Entelurus aequoreus (snake pipefish)
Lineage: Eukaryota; Metazoa; Chordata; Actinopteri; Syngnathiformes; Syngnathidae
Gene: hprt1
Product: hypoxanthine phosphoribosyltransferase 1
Exons: 9
Coding region: 185-841 (218 amino acids)
Biological process (GO): GMP salvage; purine ribonucleoside salvage; IMP salvage
Molecular function (GO): hypoxanthine phosphoribosyltransferase activity; magnesium ion binding
Source: RefSeq, a predicted model, not a curated record
CCUAAUUCGUGGCAACCGCACUCUAUGCUAGAGACCUUGUGCUGAAGGCGGAACAGAACGACGCAGCUAGCUCCUCCAUGUGCCAGCUGUCCUCAGGGGAACUACAACACGCCACCUGAACUGUUUCAUAUAUUUUUAAUCCCCGCCAUAUUGUGGACCACGCCGUAUUGAAGGGAAGCCGGACAUGGCGACAUCCAGCCAGUGUAUUGUGAUCACUGAUGAGGAGCAGGGCUAUGAUCUGGACCUGUUUUGCAUUCCAAAGCAUUAUGCAUGUGACUUAGAGAGAGUUUACAUCCCACAUGGACUCAUUUUGGACAGGACAGAAAGACUUGCCAAGGAGAUUAUGAAGGAAAUGGGAGGGCAUCACAUUGUUGCCCUCUGCGUGCUGAAAGGUGGCUACAAGUUUUUUGCGGACCUGCUCGACUACAUUAAAGCCCUGAACAGGAACAGCGACCGCUCCAUCCCCAUGACGGUGGACUUCAUUCGCCUCAAGAGCUACUGUAAUGACCAGUCGACAGGAGAAAUCAAAGUCAUUGGAGGAGAUGACUUGUCUACUCUGACAGGCAAGAAUGUCCUAAUUGUGGAGGAUAUUAUUGAUACAGGGAAGACGAUGAAGACAUUAUUGCAACUUCUUAAGCAGUACGAGCCCAAAAUGGUUAAAGUUGCAAGUUUGUUGGUGAAGAGGACGCCAAGAAGUGUUGGCUACCGGCCAGACUUUGCGGGGUUUGAGAUCCCUGACAAGUUUGUGGUGGGAUAUGCCCUAGACUACAACGAGUACUUCAGAGAUCUAAAUCAUGUCUGCGUCAUUAGUGAAUCCGGGAAGGAGAAGUACAAAGCAUGAAGAGCACUUUAUAGUACACGCUGAUGUGCAUUUUCUUUGUAAGAGCCCCGUUUUAAAUUUGAGGGCUGCCUGCUUUAAUUAAGCUUCUAUAAGGGAUAUACAGGAUGGUGCACAGAUAUGCUUAAAAUCCAUUACCUGUGUGCACAAUUAUUCGGCAAGUGGAUACCAGUAGUUGGCCUUAAAAUAGUCAAGGCCUUUGGUUUUAAAACUUCAAAAUGUCAAUAUUUAUUUAUUGUCCAAUUUAGCAAGAAUAAUAAUUUCACUCUUAUUAAAGACAUAAAACAUAGACUAAAAAGUCAUUGUUCAUGAUAAAUAUUUUUGCAAAAAAAUUAUUUUGGCAACAAACUGGCAUGCGCCAUCUAACCCAUUUGUGAUGUUUAUGAGAGGGACAAGCAGUAGAAGAUGGAUGUGUAGAUCAGUGCUUCUCAGAUAUUUUCUGUUACACGCCCUCUCGGAAGAAGAAAAUAUUUCGUGUCCCCCACUCUCAAUCAUGACUAUAGGUAGUAUAAUUUGUCUAUAAAAUUGUUAGAUAUAACAUUGUAAGCUGAUUAACAUUAAAGAAAACAAUACAGGAAUACUUCGAAGACCUCCUGUACACCACCAACACGUCUUCCUAUGAGGAAGCAGUGCCUGGGGAAUCCGUUGUGGGCUCUCCUAUUUCUGGGGCUGAGGUUGCCGAGGUAGUCAAAACGCUCCUCGGUGGCAGCACCCCGGGGGUGGAUGAGAUCCGCCCGGAGUUCCGUGGACAUCGGGGGCGGUACCUCUGGAUUGGCAGACCGGGGUGGUGGUUCCUCUCUUUAAGAAGGAGAACCGGAGGGUGUGUUCCAAUUAUCGUGGGAUCACACUCCCCAGCCUUCCCGGUAAGGUCUAUUCAGGUGUACUGGAGACCUCGGAUUCAGGAGGAACAGUGUGGUUUUCGUCCUGGUCGUGGAACUGUGGACCAGCUCUAUACUCUCGCCAGGGUUCUUGAGGGUGCAUGGGAGUUUGCCCAACCAGUCUACAUGUGUUUUGUGGACUUGGAGAAGGCAUUGGACCGUGUCCCCCGGGAAGUCCUGUGGGGAGUGCUCAGGGAGUAUGGGGUAUCGGACUGUCUGAUUGUGGCGGUCCGCUCCCUGUAUGAUCAGUGUCAGAGCUUACCAUUGCCGGUAGUAAGUCAGACCCGUUUCCAGUGAGGGUUGGACUUCGCCAAAGCUGCCCUUUGUCACCGAUUCUGUUCAUAACUUUUAUGGACAUAAUUUCUAGGCGCAGUCAGGGCGUUGAGGGGAUUCGGUUUGGUGGCUCCAGGAUUAGGUCUCUGCUUUUUGCAGAUGAUGUGGUCCUGAUUGCUUCAUCUGGCAUGGAUCUUCAGCUCUCACUGGAUUGGUUCGCAGCCAAGUGUGACAGUCUUGUUCACGAGUGAGGGACGAGUGGAUCGUAAGAUCGUCAGGCAGAUCGGUGUGGCGUCUUCAGUAAUGCGGACGCUGUAUCGAUCCAUUGUGGUGAAGAAGGAGCUGAGCCGGAAGGCUCUCAAUUUACCGGUCGAUCUACAUUCCCAUCCUCACCUAUGGUCAUGAACUUUGGGUUAUGACCGAAAGGACAAGAUAAAGGAUACAUGCGGCCGAAAUGAAUUUCCUCCACCGGGUGGCGGGGCUCUUACUUAGAGAUAGGGUGAGCAGCUCUGUCAUCCGGGAGGAGCUUAAAGUAAAGCUGCUGCUCCACAUGGAGAGGAGCCAGAAGUCUGGGCUUCCCUGCUUAGGCUGCUACCCCCGCGACCCAACCUCAGAUAAGCGGAAGAAGAUGGAUGGAAAACAACACACCAGUCUUUCCUCAUCUCCCACCAUGGUUCCAGUGAAGCUAAGUGCCACAUACGCUUCAAAAAAAGCAUGUUUCCCCCUGGCAUCGCACCGUGCCCCCCCAGAGGGUCCACCCCACUAUUUGAGAAAGCCUGGUGUAAAUGGAUGAGGGAUUGCGCAAUCAGGGUAGGCUCGGCUCAAGGCUGCCUCAUUGCAGGUUUCAUAUGAAAGAGUGUGCAUCAUCAAGCAUUCAUUUCUGGGAUUGGCAAAUGCAACUUUCUCAACUACAAAAUGUUGCCCUUUGUGACUUGCUUGCACGAGAAUAACUUUUCCAAUGUGUUAUUCAGUGAAAACAAACAAGCGGUUAUUACUGCUUCGGUAAAGGUUUUUUUUUUUUUU